CGGCAGAGGAGGACGCGCGGCGUUUUUCUAGAUGACAGAACUAACGUAAACAUACGUCAUUCCCUUUAACACAGUAGCAUACAGUCAUUACUGCUCUCGGGAAACCCGGAGAAGAAGAAUGACUGAUGAAGGAGUGCUAAUCUCACAGUCGGUUCUCGAGGAUCCCGGAGAAAGAGCAAAAACUGAAGACAUCAGGAUGGAUUGUACGGGUGGUGAAGAUGAAUUGUCUUUGGAGGAGAUUUUAACAUUGUACAGUCAACCGAUUAAUGAGGAGCAGGCAUGGGCCGUGUGUUAUCAGUGCUGCAGGUGGUUAACUCAGAAGCAGAGGCGGAAAGAGAGAGGUGUGAGUCCACCUGCGCGCAUCGCGGGGCCUGAAGAUGUGAGGAUCCGAAAGGACGGGACUGUUAAACUGUAUCAACAGAGCAGUCCAGAUAAACCCAUUCCACCCAGUACAUCAAUAGAGAUCAUCGAGUCUCUGGGUAUAAUGAUUUAUAAGGCUCUGGAUUAUGGACUGAAGGAGAAUGAGGAAAGAGAACUCAGCCCUCCUCUGGAGCAGCUCAUCGACCUCAUGACAAAUAUGGCAGACAUGGAGUCAGAUCCCUGUCCUGAUGAGGGCUACGAGGCUACAGAAGAGGAGGAUGAGGGAGAGGAAGAACCUGCAGAAGUCUCCAAUAUUCGAGGCUACCGUGACAUAAUAUUGCUUUGUACGUCUCACCUCCCCAGCCCAUCAGAUGCUCCCAACCACUAUCAGGCUGUUUGCCGAGCCUUGUACACAGAGACUAAGGAGCUCCGCACCUUCCUGGAGAAGAUCAAGAAUGCCAAAGAGAAUUUGCGGCGAAUGGAAGGAGAAACUCGAGAAGAACCUGUCAGAGAUCUGGAUGAGCUGCAGAAUGCUGACUGGGCACGGUUUUGGGUGCAGGUGAUGAGGGACCUGAGAGACGGUGUGAAACUGAAAAAGGUUCAGGAGCGUCAGUACAACCCUCUGGCCAUCGAAUUCCAGCUCACGCCUUACGAGAUGCUCAUGGACGACAUCCGCUCCAAACGCUACAAACUGCGCAAAGUCAUGGUGAAUGGUGGUAUUCCUCCGAGGUUAAAGAAGAGUGCUCACGAGAUCAUACUAGAGUUCAUUCGAUCCAGACCUCCACUGAAUCCUGUUUCUGCUCGUAAGCUGAAGCCUCAUCCUCCAAGACCUCCAAGUCUUCAUGAGCGAAUCCUGGAAGAGAUCAGGUCAGAGAGGAAGCUCAGACCUGUUUCACCUGAUAUGCUCCGUAGGAGCCGGCUCGGUGCAGGCAAAAGCAUGAGCACUCCACAGGACUUGUUCCGAAGCUCUGACUUCCCUGAUGGACCCCGAAAGUUGGCCGUCAGCACGCUGUCUCUGGCCAAUGGCAUGUCCCCAGCUCAAAGCCCCAUAAACGGUGUGGCCGGAAGGCAACCACUUUCCCAGAGAAAGAGAUUGCUCAAGGCACCAAUGCUGGCCGAACUGGAUAGCUCUGAUUCUGAUGAGGACACAACCACUCGGAAGUCAGACAGCAGUUCCAGCAUAUCCACCUCAAUGGUGGGGGACACGUCUCCAGAGUCCAUCAUGGGCAAAAAGAGUACGAAAUCUCCCCCUCGGUUCCUGCCCAUAUCCUCUACACCUCAACCUGACAAGCGUAUCGCCCCACAGAGGAGACAUUCCAUAGAGAAGGAAGCUCCCACCAGUGUACGGUCUUUCCAUCCUCCAUCUCGCCAGAACUCCAAAUCUCUGCUGCUUUCCAACAACAAGGAGGAAUUCUGUUACCCUGUCGAGUGUCUUACUCUGACUGUAGAGGAAGUGAUGCACAUCAGACAGGUUCUGGUUAAAGCAGAGCUGGAGAAAUUCCAGCAGUAUAAAGAUGUCUAUCAUGCGCUCAAGAAAGGAAAGCUUUGCUUCUCAUGUCGGACGAAGAGGUUCUCCCUUUUCACUUGGUCCUACACCUGUCAGUUCUGUAAGAGGCCUGUUUGUUCACAAUGUUGUAAGAAGAUGAAGAUACCCUCCAAGCCCCAUGCCAGCCUUCCCAUCUCCUCUCUGGGCCCCAGCAUUUUUCCCAAAAAGGAUUCAGGAGCAUCAGCUAAAACAGAGAAGACCUCCUCUACAUCCGGCCACAACCGUAACAGUCUUCAGCGUUCCAUGUCCAGACUAUCUAAGCACGGUGAGCGCUCAUCCUCCAAAGAGGAGCUGGAGCUGCCUGAGCAGUUCACCGAGGACUGGAGCACUGUGGAGGUCUGCGUGGACUGCAAGAAAUUCAUUAACGACAUCAUCAGCAACAGCAGGCGCAACAUGUCCACCAAACAUGCCCGUCUGCAUCGCAGGACCCAUUCCGCCUACAUGUCGUCCACCAGUUCUUCCAACUACAAGCCAUCCGAACGGACUAUCAAAGAAGUUUAGGACGAUUCUGCCUGCCUCUCAAUCCCGCACUCAAUGGCAGCCGUCUUUUCAGAUCCUUAGUGCUUGGAACUCUAUUGGUGUGGUCCUCCUAUCAACAUGGCCCUGUUUAUACUGUUAUCACCUGUCUCAAAUGCUUGAGUCCUGGUGCCCAUAAAAAUCAACUGAAAGUGCCAGACAGAAAAAGGGGCGUUACGAAUGACAGUAUGACCACUCUGUUCACUUUGUAAUAUACCUUUAAUACCUCUCCUCUUCUCUUCCUUUUAUAAAGUGCCAGAGGUGAAGGAAUAAAGCUGUCCCUCUUCUAGCAUGAGCCCUUAAGCAACAGCUUCCUCAGGAAAUAUAGGCUUCAUCUGUAAAUAAAGCUUUGGAAUGUAGUACUAGCUUUCUCCAUGGCAAUGAUGUGAUUAACACUGAAUUAAAUAAAAAAAUUAAAAAAAAAAGAAAGAAAAAAGAGGGUAAGGAGAGAGCUGUUUAGAGAUUAAUUGGUAAAGAAAGAAAAGAAAGGCUGCUUUCUGCACUACAAGGCCUGAAUGUACAUUUUUCAACAUAGAAAACUUGAACUCUGCAGUUGUAUGUAAAUAGUAAGCUGAAUGAUCAGCCUAAAUGUUAUAGGUGUAAAUAGGCAUCCACUUCUGGGUUAUUUUCUCCUAUUAAGAAGAGCUUGUCGAUCGCUGGAAGAGAAAAGAUACACUGUAAUUAACGCCUACAAUUCAAGAUGAAGUCUUUCCAAAUGUUUUUCAUAUUGUUUGUUAAAGUGGCUGCUGUGACAGUGGCAUGGUCCAAAUGAAUAAAGUUUUAGAUAAUUACAAAGAGUACUUACAGAUAUAUAUUUUUGUCGGUCUCAUGAAUGUUUUUGAGAUUUUAGUUCAAGACAAAGGUUUUUUAGAGAGCAGAUGCUGAAAGCUGUAAUGUUUCUUGAAGUAUGGAUAAUCUGUGCCAAAACUGAUCUCUACACUCUGAGCAAUAUGUACCUUUGGUCUGAUUUACAGUUGAAGUCAGAAGUUUACAUACACCUUAGCCAAAUACAUUUAAACUCAGUUUUUCACAAUUAAUGACAUUUAAUUGUAGAAAACAUUCCCUGUCUUAGGUCAGUUAGUUAAGCAUGUGAAAUGUCAUAAUAAUAGUAUAGAGAUUUAUUUAUUUCAGCUUUUAUUUCUUUCAUCACAUUCCCAGUGGGUCAGAAGUUUACAUACACUUUGUUAGUAUUUAUUGCCUUUAAAUUGUUUAACUUGGCUCAAACGUUUUGGGUAGCCUUCCACGAGCUUCUCACAAUAAGUUGCUGGAAUUUUGGCCCAUUCUUCCUGACAGAACUGGUGUAACCGAGUCAGGUUUGUAGUCCUCCUUGCUCGCACACGCUUUUUCAUUUCUGCCCACAAAUGAGGUCAGGGCUUUGUGAUGGCCACUCCAAUACCUUGACUUUGUUGUCCUUAAGCCAUUUUGCCACACAUUUGAAGGAAUGUUUGGGGUCAUUGUUCAUUUGGAAGACCCAUUUAUGAACGAGCUUCAACUUCCUGGCUGAUGUCUUGAGAUUUUACUUCCUCAUGAUGCCAUCUAUUUUGUGAAGUGCACCAGUCCAUCCUGCAGCAAAGCACCCCCACAACAUGAUGCUGCCAACCCCAUGCUUCUCAUUUGGGAUGGUGUUCUUUGGCUUGCAAGAUUCAUCCUUUUUCCUCCAAACAUAAUGAUUGUCAUUAUGGAAAAACAGUAAAAAAAAAAGAAAUUCAUUAGACCAGAAGUCAUUUCUACAAAAAAAGUAAGAUCUUUGUCCCCAUGUUCUCUUGCAAACUGUAUUCUGGCUUUUUUAUGGUGGUUUUGGAGCCUCUCAGGUUAUGACGAUGUAGGGCUCUUUUUACUGUGGAUAUAGAUACUUAUCUACCUGUUUCCUCCAGCAUCUUCUCAAGAUCCUUUGCUGUUGUUCUGGGAUUGAUUUGCACUUUUUGCACCAAACUACAUUUAUCUCUAGGAGACAGAAUGCAUCUACUUCCUGAGCGGUAUGAUGGCUGCAUGGUCCAGUAGUGUUUAUACUUGCGGACUAUUAUUUGUAUAGAUGAACGUGGGACCUUGAGGCAUUUGGAAAUUGCUCCCAAGGAUGAACCAGAUUUGUGGAGGUCCACAAUUAUUCUUCUGAGGUCUUGGCUGAUUUAUUUUGAUUUAUUUCUCCCAUGAUGUCAAGCAAGUAUGCACUGCAUUUGAACGUAGGCCUUAAAAUACAUCCACAGGCACACCUCCAAUUCAGUACACCUCCUAUUAAAAGCUAAUUGUCUAAAGGCUUGACAUUAUUUUCUGGAAUGUUCCAAGCUGCUUAAAGGCACAGUUUACUUGGUGUAUGUAAAUUUCUGACCCACUGGAAUUGUGAUAUAAUCAAUUAAAAGUGAAACAAUCUGUCUGUAAACAAUUGUUGGAAAAAUUACUUGUGUCAUGCACAAAGUAGAUGUCCUAAACGACUUGCCAAAACCAUAGUUUGCUAAAAGUAAAUCUGUGGAGUUGUUAAAAAGCAAGUUUUAAUGACUUCAACCUAAAUGUUUGUAAAAUUCUGACUUCAACUGUACAUAGUCAGUAACACUUACUGGAGGUGGGGGAUCCAAUUCUCCCUCCCAGAAAGAAGCUAACUUUUGUAGGAUAGAUUUAUGUACAUGUUUUAUAUCCUAUAUUAUAAUAAAAUCUGCUUUAUUGUUAUGAUUUAUAUUAAUGUGAAUUGUUAUUUUAUUUUUUUGUGUCUUUUUUGCAAGUAUUGCUCUCCAUGUUAAUUUUGCCACUUUCACUCAACCAUAAAAUUGUCUUUAAACAUUGUAAAUUAAGUUAAUAUCUAAUUAAUUACCCAUUACUAGUGCAAUGAAACAUCAGUACUCCCCAAGCAGAAUUGAACAACUCUUACUGUGAAGCUACAGAAGUCAUGUCAGGGUUUGAUUAUUUCUAUAUAUAUUUUUUUUUUUACCUCUGUUAAGAACAAAACACACAUACCUAUAGAAAUAAAGACCUGUUGACUUGUUCUUCUCAUUUGUGCAAAACUGACUGUUCUGCCUUUAGAUAAAGUAUGAUUGAUGUGUGCACAAUUAAAUCUAUUAUUUUUUUUUAAA
Xyrauchen texanus (razorback sucker) is the source of this 5484-nucleotide messenger RNA. RefSeq names its product protein spire homolog 1. The transcript is spliced from 18 exons. The record is from RefSeq and is a predicted model, not a curated record. The coding region runs from base 119 to 2407 and encodes 762 amino acids. Gene Ontology annotation, molecular function: actin binding. Gene Ontology annotation, biological process: cleavage furrow formation; polar body extrusion after meiotic divisions; intracellular transport. Gene Ontology annotation, cellular component: cell cortex; cytoplasmic vesicle membrane. Lineage: Eukaryota; Metazoa; Chordata; Actinopteri; Cypriniformes; Catostomidae.